Molecule: messenger RNA, 1185 nt
Organism: Prunus mume (Japanese apricot)
Lineage: Eukaryota; Viridiplantae; Streptophyta; Magnoliopsida; Rosales; Rosaceae
Source: RefSeq, a predicted model, not a curated record
AUGACGAUCACCCUUGAUAAUGCGAAGAAUAAUGAUACAUGUGUUACAAAUUUAAAGAAACGAUUUAACAAGAGAAAUAUGAUGUUAUUAGGUGGAGAGUUCUUUCAUGUAAGGUGUUUUGCACAUGUCAUCAAUUUGGUUGUGAGGGAUGGAAUCGAAGAGGUGAAGACAACCAUCAAGCGUCUUCGUCGAAGUGUUAAGUAUGUGAGGAGUAGUUCAUCAUGUUUGCAAAAUUUUAAAAAAUGUGCUUUGAAGGAGAGUGUAACUUGCAAGAAGCCCCUUCAAUUGCUAGGACAAAAACCAGAAGGGAAGUCAGACAAUGCAUGGAGCAUUCUGAAUAGAAAAGUUGUCGGACAAAUCCGACAAUGGGUGGAUCAAAGUGUGUUCCACCAUGUGGCACAAGAGACGGAUGCAUACAAAUUAUGGACAAAAUUGUCGUCCAUGUACGAGCGAAAGACCACUCAAAAUAAGGCAUCGGUUAUCCGACGGUUGGUAAACCUUAAGUACAGAGAUGGUCGAAGUGUUACCGAGCAUCUCAGAGACUUCCAAGGUUUGAUCAACCUGUUGACGAAUAUGAAGAUGGUGCUUGAUGAUGAGUUACAAGCACUAGUGUUACUCAGCUCUUUGCCUGAUAGCUGGGAUACACUAGUAGUAUCCUUAAGCAAUUCAGCUCCUCAAGGUGUUCUUACAUUGGACAUAGUUAAAGAUAGCAUGUUCAAUGAAGAAGCAAGGAGGAAAGAACAAGGUGUAGUAGCCGAGUCAGAAGCCCUCGUCUCAGAGUAUCGUGGAAGAACUAAUAAUAGAAAAUUCCAUAGGCAAGACAAGUCAAAGGGCAGGUCAAGAGAUGGCUUGAGAGGAAGGUCCAAGACAAGAAAGGACCUAGAAUGUUACCAUUGUGGCGGGAUAGGCCACAUGAAGAGAGAGUGCAGGUUGUUUAAACGAGAGCAAGAUAGAGGUAAUGAAAAGAAUGAUGCCAGGCACACGACCGCAACUACCUCUGGUGGAAAUGAGGUAAUUAUUCUAUGUGGUGAUGGCUUCGUUAUCCUCUCAAGAUACUGGAUAGUGGAUUCUGGUGCAUCAUUUCAUGUCACCUCACGGAGGGACUUCUUUACAUCUUACACCAAUGGAGAUUUUGGUAAUGUGCGGAUGGGAAAUGACAAAUUGUCCAAGAUCGUGGGAAGAUGA